Messenger RNA from Phycomyces blakesleeanus NRRL 1555(-), 2933 nucleotides. RefSeq lists its product as hypothetical. The transcript is spliced from 6 exons. Gene Ontology annotation, molecular function: ATP hydrolysis activity; ATP binding; polyubiquitin modification-dependent protein binding. Gene Ontology annotation, biological process: retrograde protein transport, ER to cytosol; mitotic spindle disassembly; autophagosome maturation. Gene Ontology annotation, cellular component: VCP-NPL4-UFD1 AAA ATPase complex; nucleus; cytosol. Bases 48 to 2552 code for a protein of 834 amino acids. NCBI's taxonomy places the organism in Eukaryota, Fungi, Mucoromycota, Mucoromycetes, Mucorales, Phycomycetaceae. The record is from RefSeq and is a predicted model, not a curated record.
CUUACCGACUACUUUCAACUAAUCAAGGAAAAAGAACAAAAGAUCUAAUGUCUUCAUCCGAUGAUCAUCAUAAAAAUAAACUCGCCCCUAAUGCUGGUGGUGAGGUACCAGAAGUCGAUCCCAACCACGACCCUGCCACUGCCAUCCUCCGUCGCAAAGCUUCCCCACACAAAUUGAUGGUGGACGAUGCCAGCAAUGACGACAACUCUGUCAUCACCCUGUCCACAGCCACCAUGGAGCGCCUCGAGCUCUUCAGAGGUGACACUGUCUUGGUCAAGGGCAAGAAGAGAAGAGACACCGUAUUGAUUGUCCUUUCUGAUGACGAUGUUGAGGACAACAAGGCCAGAAUUAACAAAGUUGUUCGUAACAACUUGCGUAUUCGCUUGGGUGAUAUCAUCAGCGUUCAUCCUUGCCCAGACAUCAAAUACGGAAAGCGCAUUCAGGUUCUUCCUAUUGAUGACACUGUUGAAGGUCUGACUGGUAACCUGUUUGAGACCUACCUUAAGCCUUAUUUCUUGGAGGCCUACCGCCCUGUCCGCAAGGGAGAUUUAUUCCUGGUUCGUGGUGGUAUGCGUGCUGUCGAGUUCAAGGUUGUACAGACCGACCCUGAAGACUACUGUAUUGUCGUCCAAGACACUGUGAUCCAUUGUGAGGGCGAUCCAAUCAAGCGUGAGGACGAAGAACAGAACUUCAAUGAAGUAGUCGGCUAUGACGACAUUGGUGGCUGCCGUAAGCAGAUGGCUCAGAUCCGUGAGUUGGUCGAGCUUCCUCUGCGCCACCCCCAGCUCUUCAAGUCAAUUGGUAUCAAGCCUCCGCGUGGUAUUCUUAUGUACGGUCCCCCAGGUACUGGUAAGACUCUUAUUGCCAGAGCAGUUGCCAACGAAACCGGUGCCUUCUUCUUCCUCCUCAACGGACCCGAAAUCAUGUCCAAGAUGGCUGGUGAGUCCGAAAGCAACCUCCGCAAAGCAUUUGAGGAAGCCGAGAACAAUGCACCUGCAAUCAUUUUCAUUGAUGAAAUCGAUUCUAUUGCUCCUAAGCGUGACAAGACCAAUGGUGAAGUCGAGCGUCGUGUUGUGUCUCAGCUGUUGACACUGAUGGACGGUAUGAAGGCCCGUUCCAAUGUGGUUGUGAUUGCAGCCACCAACCGUCCUAACUCAAUUGACCCUGCCCUGCGUCGUUUCGGUCGUUUCGAUCGUGAGGUUGACAUUGGUAUCCCUGACCCAACUGGCCGUCUCGAGAUCCUGCGCAUUCACACCAAGAACAUGAAGCUCGACGAUGAUGUCGAUCUUGAGCAGAUUGCUUCCGAGACCCACGGUUACGUUGGUGCUGAUAUAGCUUCGCUCUGCUCUGAGGCAGCAAUGCAGCAAAUCCGUGAGAAGAUGGAUCUCAUCGAUCUUGAGGAAGAGACAAUCGAUACAGAGGUUCUGGACAGCCUGGCCGUCACAAUGGAGAACUUCCGUUAUGCCCUUGGAGUCAAUAACCCCUCAGCACUUCGCGAGACUGUGGUCGAGGUCCCAACCGUCAAGUGGUCCGAUAUUGGUGGUCUCGAGAACGUCAAGCUCGAGCUGCAGGAAACUGUCCAGUACCCUGUCGAGCACCCCGAGAAGUUCUUGAAGUUUGGCAUGAGUCCCUCCAAGGGUGUCUUGUUUUAUGGUCCUCCUGGUACUGGUAAGACCUUGUUGGCCAAGGCCAUUGCCAAUGAGUGCCAAGCCAAUUUUAUUUCCAUCAAGGGUCCUGAACUUUUGACCAUGUGGUUUGGUGAAUCUGAGGCCAAUGUACGCGAUGUAUUUGACAAGGCUCGCGCUGCUGCUCCAUGUGUUAUGUUCUUUGAUGAGUUAGACUCUAUUGCCAAGUCUCGCGGUGGAUCUGCUGGUGAUGCCGGAGGUGCCGGAGAUCGUGUACUCAACCAGAUCCUUACAGAGAUGGAUGGUAUGAAUGCCAAAAAGAAUGUGUUUGUCAUUGGUGCUACUAACCGUCCUGAUCAAAUUGAUCCUGCUCUGUUGCGUCCUGGACGUCUGGAUCAACUCAUCUAUAUUCCCUUGCCCGAUGAGACCUCGCGUAGAUCUAUUUUGGAUGCCCAGUUGCGAAAGUCUCCUAUUGCUCCUGAUGUUGAUCUGCAGGUGAUUGCCAAGCAUACCCAUGGUUUCUCUGGUGCCGAUCUUGGUGAAAUCUGCCAGCGUGCAGCCAAAUUGGCCAUCCGUGAAGACAUUGAAAAGGACAUUAAGCGUGAGAAGGAACGCCAGGCCCGUAUUGAGGCCGCUGGUGGCAAUGACACUGGCAUGGAAGAGGAGGAAGAAGAUGAUGGUCUGGCCAUGAUCACACGCGCCCACUUUGAGGAAGCCAUGCGAUUUGCUCGUAGAUCAGUGAGUGACGGAGACAUCCGUCGUUACGAGAUGUUCUCCCAGAACAUGCAGCAGUCGCGCGGCUUUGGCACCUUUAAGUUCCCCGAAGGUUCGAAUGCUCAACAGCAACAGCAGCCUGGCAUGGAUGGUGUCACUGGCGGUGAAAGUGGAUUUGGUCAAGAAGGUGGAGACGAUGAUUUGUAUGCAUAAAACAAGAAUGAAAGAAAGAAAAAGAAAAGAAAAUCAAAAAAAAAUGAGGAAAACCAGAGUACUUCAGUAAAGUAAAGUAAAAGCUAAAUAAAGUAAAAAGAAAAUCAUUGAAUGAAUGAUUAAACGAAUGAAUCGAUAAGUGAAUAGGAAAAUAAGAUGUUAUAGGUUGGUGGUUUGGAAUAUUAUGUGAUUAUGGUUUUCAUUGAUGCUUAUUUUAUUUUUUUGAAGAAGAAUAUUUUUGGGUGGAUCAAACUUCACUUUCUAUUCAUUAUUCAUAAUUCAUUAUUCACUGUUCUGUUAAAGUAGAUCCAUAAAGCGUACUUUUCUUCCUUCUUCUAUAUAUUUAACAUGAUACAUAAAUAAAGUAUAUCUUAUCAAGGU